This is a messenger RNA of Cryptotermes secundus, 2740 nucleotides long. It is a transcript of the gene Arf79F, whose product is annotated as ADP-ribosylation factor 1. The record is from RefSeq and is a predicted model, not a curated record. Gene Ontology annotation, cellular component: plasma membrane; cytoplasm. Gene Ontology annotation, molecular function: GTP binding; GTPase activity. Gene Ontology annotation, biological process: vesicle-mediated transport; intracellular protein transport. The coding region runs from base 129 to 677 and encodes 182 amino acids. Lineage: Eukaryota; Metazoa; Arthropoda; Insecta; Blattodea; Kalotermitidae. The transcript is spliced from 5 exons.
UACGAAUCCUCUUCCACAUCCGCCAUUUUGACAUAUAGUGUUAGGUAGGAGCGGAUAGUUAAUGUGUUAGCGUUUUGUGAAGAAAUCUACCUUUUUAAUCUCGGAACGUAUUGUAGUAAACUGCCAACAUGGGGAAUGUGUUUGCAAAUCUCUUCAAAGGCCUAUUUGGCAAGAAAGAGAUGAGGAUAUUGAUGGUGGGGUUAGAUGCAGCAGGAAAGACAACAAUUUUAUAUAAACUGAAGCUAGGUGAAAUAGUUACUACAAUCCCAACUAUUGGAUUCAAUGUUGAAACUGUGGAGUACAAGAACAUCAGCUUUACGGUAUGGGACGUGGGCGGUCAGGAUAAAAUUCGACCUCUGUGGCGACAUUACUUCCAGAAUACACAAGGUUUGAUCUUUGUAGUAGACAGCAAUGACAGGGAGCGUAUUGGGGAGGCAAGGGAAGAACUCAUGAGAAUGUUGGCAGAAGACGAACUACGAGAUGCUGUGCUACUUAUAUUUGCAAACAAACAGGAUUUGCCGAAUGCAAUGAAUGCUGCAGAAAUAACAGACAAGCUGGGCCUGCAUUCUCUGCGAAACCGCAACUGGUACAUCCAGGCGACGUGCGCCACCAGUGGUGAUGGCCUGUAUGAGGGACUUGACUGGUUGUCCAACCAGCUGAAGAAUGCUAAUCGCUAAAUCUCGCCACACUUGAGUACCAAGCAGCCAAACCGCUCCUCUACCUUGCAACAGCGUUGGGAAGAAAAGAAGAGUUGGGGACACACUAUCACAGUGGAAAUUAUAUUUCCAAGGUGAUUCUAGCAGUGAAGUAAAUAUUUUUUAUUAUUCCUCUUUCCUGCACAAAGUGCAAUUGGGAUUUCAUAAAUAUUGCUAGUUGACUUGUGCUGAGGAAGUGGAAAUAUUUACUUUAUUCCUAGAGGUCUUGAAGAUGUUCUGGCUACAUUGAUUGUGUUUGCCACAGAUCUGUAUCACAUCACACAUUUUUCUUAAAAUCCAUUGAUAUAAUGCCUGUUGGUUGUAUUUUAAUUUGUCCUGCAAUUAUAAAAUGGUACGAAACAUUGUUACAUUUCUUUCAGCAUAUUUCAAAUUGCAUGUAUUUGGUGCUUUUGUUUUAAAGCAUAGAGUUUAAAAAUAAAGCCAUGAGAAUUUUCCAUGGAUUGUAUGAGAAUUGUGAUAUUUCUUUGUGGCAUAUGUGUUAAUGGAACAGCCUGGAUAGGGGGGCCUAGUGUGUGUCUGUGUGUGUGUGUGUGUGAGAGAAACUACGGUAAAGAUACCAGAUGGAGCGUGCACACAAAACAAUAUUAUUAGUUACUACAGUUUUGAUUUGGUUGCAUUCUCCCCAGAAGGCAGUGGACUUGAUAUCCAUUUUAAUGGGACUUGAAUUUAUGAAAAGUGAGCAUUUUGGUGUUUACUUAUACAGUGACAAAUAAGGAAGUUGGAUGUGUUCGUGAGCGGAACUUGAAGCAGCAAAGCAAGACCAAUUUAGCCCCUCCCUUUUAAAAAGCAGUGAAGAAAAUACCAUUAAAAUGUGCUGUAUUCUACUAGCUAAGUACAAGGCAAUUUUUACAUCUUGAAGAAUGGAGAAAAUUCUUAGUUUAAUUGAAGAAUGGCUGGAAAGUGAAUUUACUGUCAUUCUCCUGAGCUGUGCUCAUAUGACAUUUCCAUGGAUGAAAAAUGGUUAAUGUGUAGUUAUAAUUCUUUACCCAAGGUUGAUUUUCUAAUCAUUUUCUUCGUGUUUUCUGCAUCCAGUUACGUUACUUAAAUAAGGAAGUUCUGAAGAUAUGUUGUUGGUUGAAAGACUGAUGUAUUGGUUGCUGCAGUUCUUGGGAUGAGAAUUUUUUGAAGGUGGGGGGGAUUACAAAGCUAUAUUGUGAACAAGUUGCAGAUUGUACAACAAGAAAGUGCACCAGAAAAUUUAGAAAUUAUGACAGUGUAGGCAUUGGAUUUUUUUAAAGAAUAGUUUUGAUCUCUUCCAGCAAGAUCUUGAAAAUUUGGUAUAAUAGUUGGAGCUUUGGAAGGAAAUGUAGAACUUCAACAGCUAAAGUUGACAUUCCGCGGUUUUGUCUUGUGCUGUAAAACCCAUUUUUCACUCUGUUUUGCUACCCUUCUGUUUUAUGUGGCUGUCUUUUGAGAGAACUGCAAUUCCUUGGUUGCAUUUUUAAUGCUGAAGCCUGUAAGAUGAUUGAGAAUAUUGAAAAAGAGAAGUGUUUAGGGAUGUGGGCUUAAUUUCCUGGUAUUGCAUCACAUUUGUCAUUUCUUUGUUUUUACUUGGCCCACUCAUCAUUUGUCUUCACAUGGCCAGGAACAUUACCUAGGCUCCUGUUUGGACUAUAAUCACUAAAAUUGUAUUCAUUUUAUUUUUGCAGUCAUGAAGGUUAUUGAAAUUUAAUUGCAAUAAUACUUUUGUUGUUUAGAGAUGCUAUUAUAUAACUAUGGGUACACAUUAAAAUAUAUUGUAUUAGUGUUCGGUUUCAGUUUUUUAUACAUAUAUUUUGUGUCCAGAGGACAUUUUCUGUAUUAUGUAAACUAAGCUGGUUGUGUAUGAGUUCUGAAAGUAAUAGACUGACAGUGAUAAGGAAAUAGUGCAGGCUCUAGUUUGUGAUUAUUGGUUGGAGUGUAUUGUGGAGCCACUUCUAUUAAAAUUGGACUUGUGUUUGUUCUUGCUCAUGUUCAGAAGCCAUUGGUCAAGUAUGUAUAAACAGCAGCUUUCAAAGGGUCAUAAUAAAUUAUAACAAUACUUA